This is a messenger RNA of Gasterosteus aculeatus aculeatus (three-spined stickleback), 5412 nucleotides long. The record is from RefSeq and is a predicted model, not a curated record. Lineage: Eukaryota; Metazoa; Chordata; Actinopteri; Perciformes; Gasterosteidae.
UAUUUCCCCACACAAAAGCUUUAAAAACCUGAAGUUUCAAUGUUUGUCUUUUUUUGCUUUAAACGCUAAUGUAAUCCCAUGUAUCCCUAGUGUGCAGCCAGAUAUUUAGGGUUUAUUUCUUGGGUACUGAGAGCGUUAAACCUAAAACAACCACCUAAGAUAAUGAAAAUAACUAAAUAAAUGGGCCUUUACCUACCAGUCAUGUAAGUGUUGCUUCAUACCAACUCCAACAGGACAUUUGGCAAACAAAACAACUGCAUUUCACAUCUUUGACAUCACAUAAAGUCCAUCACGGGUAACGUGAUUCAACAGAGACAAUAUUAAUAACAUCGUAAUGAAAUGGGACCGAUGACUCAUUCGAUGGUAUCUCCCACCUGGAGCAUCAAAGGUAUGAUUCAGACCGCUCGGCCUUCACAUUUGAGCUCUAAAGGCAGAACACAUCAAUACGUUAUGACUCACAUCACUUUGGCUUAACUGAGACCUUUCUGUUAUUUUCAUCCCUGGAUCUUCAAUCAUUUCCCAGAAUCCUCAUCUCAAGCUCGCCCACCUGUUUGCAGCACUGGCACAGGGACGAUCAGAUGACGCUUUCGACAUGAGCCAAAGAAUGACGCUCUUGUAAUGAAAACGAAAGCUGUUCCAUAUGAAUCAUUGUAAAACGUGGCUUCUUUGCAACAAAUAAAUGAGCUUGUCUUUCAAUCUGAUUUUAAAGUUCUGUGUGCGUUCAAUAUUUCAACUGUCGGUGCUUGGCUGAUUGUAUCCACUUCUACAAUACUUGGCUACAACAUACUCUAGCGGGAGGGGUGGAAUUGCUCAUUUGAUUGAAAUAAUCCAAAUAUGACAGAAGGUUUUCAUCAUGAGGACAGAAGUAAAUUUGAUUUGAAUGUUAUUAGGUGGAGGCGGAGAAUCCAGUGUUUGAUGUUGCCAUCCUGUCGGCAGCAGGACAGAUAAGGGGAUUCUGCACAUACCUGUUGGCUCUGCCGACGGUGUAUAAAUGGCAACCUGGACGCUCAGGGACGAACACACACACACACACACGCUGGUUGGCUGUCAAGAUAAGUCAUGGUCAGUGCCGGUCGGUCCUGUGAGCGUGAUUAGUUUUCUUAACCUGAAGCUAAUCAGUUUUAAUGUUCUAGAUGGACGCAGCGUUCACGGUCUCUUUGCUUGGACUGGCUCUGGUCCUGCUCUCCUGCCCCGACGAUGCUUCUCUGAACAGGGUCUUUGCCAACACCUCCGGCGCUGUGUAUCCAGGAUCUGGCUUUGUAGAGGAGGCGCUUCAGAGGGCGAUUGAGCUGACGGAUGCUGCUUACGCACGCACCAGUGAAAGGGUGAAGAAAUCUGUGUCUGAAGGCGCUCUGAGACCCAGUGACCUGCUGGCUCAGUUCAAACAGACUGAAGCCAAGACCAGUGCCCAGAUCAGGGCUGCAGAACUGUUGGACAACACAGUGGAGCUGAUCAGAGAGAUGGUGUACACUCACACCAUGGUGCAGCCGGACCAUCAGGCGCUUCUGAGUGAGAGAGACAUGGAGAAUCUGCAGCAGGUGACCGGCUGCUCGGCUGAGCUGCAGAGGCCGAGCUGUGACACCGACUGUCUGUCUGAGCGCUACAGAUCCAUCACAGGAGAGUGCAACAACAGACAUAAUCCCAGAUGGGGGGCUGCAAACAUCCCAUACUCCCGCUGGCUGCCUGCAGAGUACGAGGAUUUGUGGGGGAUGCCCAGAGGCUGGGACCCCCAGCACACCUACCAUAAUGCCAGUCUGCCUCCGGUGCGGCUGGUGUCUCAGGAAGUGCUGUUCACUCACAACGACAACAUCUCUCUGGACUCCACUCUGUCCCACCUGCUGGUGGAGUGGGGUCAGUGGAUUGAUCACGACGUGGUGCUGACGCCUCAGAGCCCCAGUAGGUCCUCGUUCAGAACCGGAGCGGACUGCACGCACACCUGCAGCCGCGAUACGCCCUGCUUCCCCAUACAGAUCCCGCUGUCAGAUCCGCGCAGUGGCUUCCAGAGUUGCAUGCCUUUCUUCCGCUCCGCUCCCAGCUGUGUUGCCGGAGUCCCAACUCAUCGCCGCCGGGAGCAGCUCAACGCCAUCACCUCCUUCGUGGACGCCAGCAUGGUGUACGGCAGCUCCACGAGCCUGGCCUCGACUUUGAGAAACCGCUCAUCGCCUCUGGGCUUAAUGACCCUCAACUCCCAGCACUCCGACCGGGAUCUGGCCUACAUGCCAUAUUUGCCAAGGCGACAGGCUCACCUGGACCCGUGCGGCCCCCGAAGCUCCCUCACCUCGCGGGCAUCGGAAAAAUCCAGGCAGCAAGAGAACACCACAUCCUGCUUUCAGGCUGGUGAUUCAAGAGCCAAUGAGCAUCUGGGCAUGAUUGCGCUGCACACACUCUUCCUGAGAGAGCACAACCGGCUGGUCAAAGAGCUGCACCUGAUCAACCCGCGCUGGAGCCCCGAUACGCUUUACCAGGAGGCCCGCAAGAUCAUGGGAGCCGUUCAUCAGAUCUUAACAUGGGAGCACUACCUGCCGCGGGUCCUCGGUGAGGGCGCCAUGUCUCGUCUGAUGCCUCCCUACGAGGGUUAUGAUCCCGAGGUGGAUCCCAGCAUUGCUAACGUCUUCGCAGCUGCAGCAUUUCGCUUUGCCCACGUCACCGUGCAGCCAGUGGUGACCAGGCUGGGGCCAGGGUACACCACCAACUCCCAGCAUCCCCAGCUGCCACUGCACCAUUCACUGUUUGCCUCCUGGAGGGUUGUGCAGGAAGGUGGUAUAGACCCUGUGCUGCGCGGCCUGCUGCUGUCUCCUGCGAAGCUGCAGACUCCAGGUCAGAUGAUGGUGGAGGAGCUGACAGAGAGGCUGUUUCAGGCACAGGGAGGGAUGCCUCUGGACCUCGGGGCCCUUAAUCUCCAGAGGGGCCGGGAUCACGGCCUGCCUGGAUACGGGUCAUGGAGAAGGUCCUGCAGCCUCUCCGUUCCCAAUACCACUUCUGAACUGGCCGAAAUUCUGACAAACUUCACGUUGGCCCACAAACUGCAGCUCCUAUACGGCACGCCGCACAACAUCGACGUGUGGGUCGGGGCCAUCUCCGAGCCCGCUCUCCCUGGAGGCCGAGUCGGACCCCUGCUGUCCUGCCUGCUGGCGAGACAGUUCAGAGCGCUGAGAGACGGGGACAGGUUUUGGUGGGAGAGGGAAGGAGUGUUCACCGGCCCCCAGAGGAGACACCUGCACGGCGUCUCUCUGUCCCGAAUCAUUUGUGACAACAGCCACAUCACUCAUGUCCCCGCGGACCCGUUCUCGCGCACCGAGAGGCCGGAGGACAUGCUGCCCUGUUCGCACCCGCUGAUCUCCCACCUGGACCUCCGCCCGUGGAAGGAACCAGACUCAUAUCCCGACUGCGGUCUGAUACCCAGAGUUCAAUCCGGCUACUCCUUGCUCUGUGACUCUGUGGUUCUCUACCAGUGUCACUCUGGCUUUGAGCUGCUGGGAUCUUCAUCCGUCAGCUGUGAUCCAAACAGCCGGCAGUGGAGCCCCUCGGCCCCAACUUGUCAAGAUAUCGAUGAAUGUAAAAACCUAACUUCCGUCUGCCCACAACAUCUGGAGUGUUUCAACACACAAGGUUCCUUUAUCUGCUCAGGUUGGUUACAACUAUUUGGCUUCCUUCUUUUAGCAAUUUUUUUGCGUGUUGGAUAUUUUGUGCCAAUGACUUUUUUCUUGUUAAGUAGGGUUGAAGUAGAGAAAUCCUUUAAAGGAGCACAACAUAAAGCAUCUCUCUGUGUGUGUGCACAGAACCCUCCUCGCCGUCCGUCGUCUCAGUCGUCACUGCAGUGGUCGUGGUGACCGGCGGCGUGGCGGCUCUGCUGAUGAUCGUGUUCUGUUAUCGAAGAUAUUUUCCCAAGAAAGAAGACUUGGUCAAUGCGGAAUGUUGCCAGGGGAAAAGUUAAAGUGUUUGGGCUAAACUUCUCUGUUAAGGUAUUCGAGCAUCCUACUGGGUUUGGUAUUUUAAGUUGCAAAUGUAUUGAUCUGUAGCGUAAGAAUAUUUUUUUGUUUUUGUUUUGUAGAACAUUAAGGCUGGACAAAUGUUAUUGCUGCUGUUGACCUAUAAAACAUGACCUGCUCAUGUGAUCACGUGUUCUGGCCUCGGACAGCACAUUCCAUCAGUGACCAAUCCAUGUCAAACUAUUUAUUUACACUUGUAAUAUGUACCAUGAGGCCAUAAACACAAUAACAAGCUUACAAAAGUCCUUUCAAUCCGGAAACAAACAGCUUACUGGAAUGUCAGCCCCAAAAAGCGAUUUUCAUACAGCCUCUGUGAGCGGGAUAUUCCCGUGUAGCCCUGUGCCGGACUCCUGCUUACAAACACGUUAAGUAACUGUGCGUUUAGCAUCGAGGCAACCAGGAUCCAUGUGACGUAUUAAUCCAAAGCCAAGUCAGCGUGCUGCCCUGACAGAAACUGCUCUAGUUUUAAAAUGAAUCACCUUUCCCAAACUUUAGUCCAGACUCCACAGAACGCAAGAAAGAGUCGAGAUCGAACCAGCGAAUUCAUUUAUCUGCCGUCAAAUAAGACACAGAAAUUACACACACUUCAAAAAGGGGGAUGUUGUGAGGCUGCGAUGCGUUGUCUUUAAUGGAGUGUUGUAAUCAUCAGUACACUGAGGUUUGGGACCAUUAAAGCCCUACAGAAGGCGAAGAAGCAGUUAUUGCAUUUUGACAACAUAUCAUUUUGAACAUUAUUGGCUCGUUUUCUGCAUUGGACAUUAACAAAUCUAUACUACGACGUGUAAACAAUAUACACCGUGUAAUAUGUAAUUCAUCCAUGCAAAGUCACAUGGCUUUUAUAUGUACAUACUCCUCAUUGCAAAGGUUGUGCAUAUUGUAAUGACCUAUUGAAGCACAUUUAUUUUCUGAAUAUAUUGUAAAACUCUUUUGAGCGUGCAGAUGUCAUUCAAGUCAUUUACACUAUUUUUGAUUAAGAAGUUUAGGUCACACGCGUGUUAUUACAAGGCAUCUAGAACAAGUAGUGCAGCAACAGCAUUCGGACCAAAAGCCUGUGGUGUUUGACCGUCAUCAGGAGAUGCCAGUGAGCAUUCUAUUUAUGUCAAAAUAAAGAAAACAACCCAAAUUGUUCUGCGGAAAGACCAUAAAUAUUGUCAAUCUCCCCGGAAAAUGAUUAUAUUACAUGGUUAUACAAGUAUGUGAUACUUGAGGUAAGAGACCAACUAACCCUCUGCACGGCUCUCCUUGUUUGUGCUCAUCUUUUCAACAGAGUAACGGCUUGAGCUUGAAACAUUGUCUAUUUGCACUCCGCUGGGGACGUUCAGAGAAAGUAACAAUUCUCAGUUUCUGGAUGCCUGCAGUGUAACAGAAAAUGUAUUUGACAUUACCGGGAAUACCAGAGUGAUUAAAGUCAUGUUAUGUUUUA